Messenger RNA from Parastagonospora nodorum SN15, 282 nucleotides. RefSeq lists its product as hypothetical. The record is from RefSeq and is a predicted model, not a curated record. Bases 1 to 282 code for a protein of 93 amino acids. The transcript is spliced from 2 exons. NCBI's taxonomy places the organism in Eukaryota, Fungi, Ascomycota, Dothideomycetes, Pleosporales, Phaeosphaeriaceae.
AUGCCUGUUGUUCGGACAUUUCCAGAGGGCGAGAUUCCGAAUAGAGGAAUAAUAGCCACUGCUGAUGUCGAUCUGAAAAAGAGGUAUCGGACAGCACUUCACGCGGGGUUUUUACCUGACGAGGAGGAACAGGUCGACUCGGUCGGUCAACAGCUGAUAGAUGCAGUCAAUCUUGCUGGGCAGCAGGACGACCUGAGUGAUGCUGAGGGCAUAGAUGAGGACCUCAGUGAAGGAGAUCGCGACGAAGGUAACGACGACUCAUCAAUGCUGAGGACAGCGUAG